AUGAAACUUCCAUGUGGGAUUUUAUUUGUUGGUACUGGUGUUUCGAGCUCGGUACCUUUAUUACAUCACGCAUUAAAUUCAAAAAAUUACAAAUGUUUAUGUAGCUAUGUAGGUAAAAAAGAAAGUCCAUUUGAUAUGAUCAAGAAUACUAGGAAUAAUGUUUCAAUUCUGGUGAGAAUUCCAAAUAAACAAGAGAAGGACAAUGGUGAUGACGAUUGCUAUAAUGUAUUAAUAGAUUUAGGAAAAUCCUUCAGAGAAGCUGCAAUUUCAGUAUUCCCAAGUUAUAAUAUAUCCAGAAUAGAUUCUGUUAUUCUGACUCAUUUUCAUGAUGAUGCAGUUGGGGGAUUUAAUUCAAUAUUGUAUUUUCAACAAAAAAAAGAAUCAUUGGUCCCAAUUUAUAUGAAUGCUGAAACUUUGAAUUUUAUCAAUAUAAGACAUAAUAAAAUUAUAAAUAACCAUGCAUUUGAAGAUAAUUUGAUCAGUUCUAAAGACUUCAAGCGCAGAUACGAAUUAAAUGUUUUUGAUAUUUACAAUGGCAAAACAGAAAAAUGUUUGAAUUCCAAUGAUCUUUCUAAUAUUUUGAAUAAUUUUAAUAGAGAAUCAAAUUUAAAUAGUAAUAAGGAAUUUAAGAAUAUCGAAUUUUCUAUAAAUAAUAUUAAAGUGACAGCAUUCCCAAUGAAUCAUGGUCACUGUAUAUGUAUGGGUUACUGCUUUCAUUUUGAAGAACAAAAUAUUAUUUACAUCUCUGAUUAUACGUUUCCAAUGUUGAAUGUCUCGAUUGAGUUUUUAAAUUCUAUUAAAGGUAGAAAAAAAUCCACACUUAUCUUGGAUUCCAUCUCAUAUAAUAAAAUAAGUAAUGCUCAUGCAAAUAUCUCUCAAUCUUUGGAGUUUAUUAAAGAAUUCUCACCAGAAUAUGUUUAUUUUAUUGGUAUGACAUGUUCUGUUGAACACAAUGAAACAAAUAAAAUGUUACAUAAUGAAUUAAUCAAUCUAAAGAGCGAGGGUAAAUGCAUUAACACAAUUUCCAUUGAAUUAGCAUAUGAUGGUUUAUUCUUACCUAUAUAA
Molecule: messenger RNA, 1065 nt
Organism: Cryptosporidium ubiquitum
Lineage: Eukaryota; Apicomplexa; Conoidasida; Eucoccidiorida; Cryptosporidiidae
Product: metallobetalactamase
Exons: 1
Coding region: 1-1065 (354 amino acids)
Source: RefSeq, a predicted model, not a curated record